Messenger RNA from Rotaria socialis, 1320 nucleotides. Lineage: Eukaryota; Metazoa; Rotifera; Eurotatoria; Philodinida; Philodinidae. The record is from the annotation of a GenBank genome assembly.
AUGAGUUUGAUUUUAUUACACAAUUCUAUUCUCUCUGUAAUCGUCACUAGCAUUACGUUUGCUGUAGUUUUUUUACUGAAUUAUUUACAUAAGAGAAAAGCGAUCACCACUGAAGUAUCACGAAAAGUAGUUCAUAUUGGAGCUGGAACACUUUAUCUUGCUUUGCGUUUCUAUAAUGAUCAGGGAUAUUUCUCAAAAUAUUUGAAUAUAUGUCCGAAUCUUCUUUGGACUGGUAUACUUAUUUGGAAGAGUCAAAAUCAUUCAUCUUCUAACCGUCAAAAAUAUGAUCUUGUGAUUGGUACCAUGACAAGAAAUAAUCGUGGAAACGAACUUUUACGUGGCCCACUAUUUUUCAAUUUGGUUAUGAUAGUUUGUGGUACUGCUUUAUAUAAAACAGUGCUUGGUGCUCUUAUUAUGGCUAUAUUAACAUGGGGCGAUGGCUUAGCUGCUGUGGUUGGCGUUCGUUAUGGUAGUCAACGAAAAAUUUAUGGAACAAAGACAUUCGAUGGAUCAAUGACUUUCUUUCUUAUUGGUAUCCUAGCUUCUAUUAUUUAUAUAUCAAUUCUUAUUGAUUUUCAAUCGCUGAAUAUGUUGAAAAUUGUUCUUACAUCUUUGUUAGCAGCAGUAAUAGAAACUAUUACUCCAUCUGAUUUUGAUAAUUUAACUAUUCCGUUAUCUAUUUUUAUGCUAGAACCAUUGGAAUAUAUUCUUAAACAGAAACGACUUAUAUUAGCUAGUGGUUCGCCACAACGUAAACAAUUACUUCAAUCAAUUGGCUUAAAUUUUGAUAUAAUUGUUUCGGAAUUUGCUGAAGAUCUUGAUCUUUCGACUUACAAACAAAAUCUUGAUAAAUAUGUGAUUGAUACAGCUGAGCACAAGUGUCGACAUGUCUAUGAACAAAUGAAAUUAGAUGAGAAUGAGAAAAAAAAAUUAAUUAUUAUAGGUGCUGACACGAUGUGUUCAUUAGAUCAUGUUGUCUACGGAAAACCAACUGAUAGAGAAGAUGCUUUUCGAAUGAUCAAAACGUUCUCUAAUAAUACGCAUCAAGUGUGUACUGGUGUGUGUAUUCUACAAGGAGAUCUGACAAUGAAGACAUUCUCUGAAACGACCGACGUUACAUUUGGCCCAAUUGACGAUGAAACUAUCCAAGCUUAUAUUGAAACAGAUGAACCAAUGAAUAAAGCAGGUGGCUAUGGUAUUCAGGCGUUGGGUGCAACAUUGGUGAAGAAAAUCGAUGGUGAUUAUUUUAAUGUUGUCGGAUUUCCAAUUUACCAUUUUUGUACACAAUUAAAAGGAUUACUUGAUCCUCAAAUAAAAUAA